Messenger RNA from Aspergillus saccharolyticus JOP 1030-1, 2268 nucleotides. RefSeq lists its product as uncharacterized. The record is from RefSeq and is a predicted model, not a curated record. NCBI's taxonomy places the organism in Eukaryota, Fungi, Ascomycota, Eurotiomycetes, Eurotiales, Aspergillaceae. The transcript is spliced from 3 exons. The coding region runs from base 1 to 2268 and encodes 755 amino acids.
AUGGCCGACGAAGAGGAGCGCAUCAAAGCCGAGAAGCUAGCGGCUGCCAAGAAGAGGGUCGCUCAGCUGCAGAAGCAAAAGAAAAAGGCAAGCAAGAAGGCUGGUGGUGGUGGGGAUGCUCCUAAGGCAACGGCGGCAGCGGCAGCGGCUGAGGCCCCUGCGGAUGCUGUGUCGCCGCCGUCUUCGGCGGUAGCAUCAGAUUCCCCGGUUCUUGCGGAGGGGGUAGAGGCGCCAGUGGGGGAGGAUAAAACUGUCACUGCACCUGCUGCUGCGACGGGCGCGGUCGCAGCAGAAGCUGAAGCGGUGGUCGCAGCGGCGCCAGAGGCACCAGAACCAGUACCAGAAUUUGUACCAGCACCAGCAGAAAUACCAACAGAAGCAGAGGAGACAACCAUCACUGAGCAAGUAGACGAAUCCACGCCAGCGGGUACCACAGAACCAGAAGCCGAGCCCGAGCAAACAGAACUGCAGCCCGAAGACCCAGCACCAGAACCAGCAGCAGAAACACCAACACUAUCACCACCGCCGCAAACAGUCUCCCCCACCGAGCCCAUGCCCGACGCGCCUACAUCCCUCGGUCCAAUUGAAAGCGAAGCCCCCCCUGCCACUGCCCUCCCGACUCGUCCCGCCGGCCACGGCCGCCAACCUUCGCUGUCGAUUCAAUCCAAAAUGCGGUCCUCCUCGUUCCGGAAGGCAUCGGUGUCGCAGGGAAGCAACCAUAGCGUAUCGCCGUCGGCGGGGGCGGGGGCCAUGCUCAAGUCGCCUUCGCUGCCGCCGUUGAGUGCCGAUGGGGAGGCGGUGCAGGAGGUGUAUCGGAAGCAGGUUGCGCGGAUCGACGAGCUGGAGCGGGAGAAUAAGCGGUUGGAGAAGGAGCGGGAGGAGGCCGCGGGGCGGUGGAAGAAGUCGGAGGAGCAGUUGGAGGACCUGCGGGAGGCGAGCGUCGAUGUCGAGGAGUUGAAGGGGAGGUUGGGGAGGGCAGAGGAACAGGUUGCGCGGAUUGAGGAGCUUAAAGCAGAGAUUGCCUCCCUGCAACGACAGAACACGCACCUUCAGACGCGAACACACCGGAAUAAUGCAAGUGUGUCCGCUCCGGCGCAGUCCGAGUCACCGCCGGCCGAUCUGGUGAAGCAACUCGAGUCGAAGGCGGCGACGAUCGAGGCGAUGGAGCUGGAGAUCUCGAACCUGCGCGCGCAGCUCUCGUCGCAGUCUACUGCGAACAGUACGCAUGAGGCUCAGAUUGCGGCCUUGGAGGAGAAGCUAUCGAUAAGCGAGACCGCGCUGGAGAAGUCGCAGCGCGAGCUGGGAGAUACCAAGGCUGCCUUGACUCGGGCCUCGGAGAAGGCGGUCAAGGAGGGCGUCGACAAGACCUCCAGCGAGACUCUGAUCAAGAACCUUCAACGGGAGGUCGAAGAGUUGAAGCAGGAGAAGGCUGACGCAGACAAAAAGAUCGAGACUCUGGAGAAGAAACUUGAAGCGAUGGGCAAUCUGCACCGAGAGUCUGAAUCCCGCCACCAAGCACGUCUCCGCGAGAGCGAGAAGGUCGAGAAGGAAGCGGCGGUCUUGCGCAAGAGACUCGCCAGUGUGGAGAAUGAGAAUCUCCGGCUGAAGGAGGAACAAGAAACCCUCCGUAAGCGCGAGGCAGGCGGCGCUGACGACGAUGCGCUGGACGAACUCGAGGACGAGGAACGGUCCCGGCUGCAGCGGCGGAUUCGCGACCUGGAAGGUGAGGUCUUCGAUCUCCGGCGCGGGGUGUGGCAGGAGAAGCGCGAGGAGCUCGCCGGUGGAGCAACCGCAGGGGACGAAUACCCAUCUCCCUUCAGCGGGGCGCCCGACUCGGCGGCCAACACGUUCGACGAUGUGGACCUGACCGGCGGAUCAUCUGCAGACCACGCUCGCCGCCGCAGCAUGGCUCGGAACAAGUCCCACGGACAGCACUCGUCCUUCUCGACCGUGCUGUCGAGUGGCAUCGCUGCGUUCACGGGCGGGAGCAGCUUCUACGGGAACCGAGGCCGCGCUUCAUCGAACCAGCAGCCCGCUGGCACCCGGGGGAGCCUGGAGCUUCUCUCGGAAGAGAACCUGGACGACGAGUUCGAUGAGGCUGAGUUCGCGCGUGCGCAGGCGGAAGAAGAGGCGCGCAAGCGGGUCGAAUGGGUGCGGGAGAUCAAGCGGAAGCUCAAGGACUGGCAUGGAUGGCGGCUGGAUCUGGUGGACAGCCGGGCUGGUGCGGAGGGAGCCGGUGUAGGGAUGGGGGAGAUUUUCGAGAUCUAA